This is a messenger RNA of Paraphaeosphaeria sporulosa, 983 nucleotides long. Its product is annotated as carbonyl reductase. Bases 66 to 932 code for a protein of 288 amino acids. Gene Ontology annotation, molecular function: oxidoreductase activity. The record is from RefSeq and is a predicted model, not a curated record. The transcript is spliced from 5 exons. NCBI's taxonomy places the organism in Eukaryota, Fungi, Ascomycota, Dothideomycetes, Pleosporales, Didymosphaeriaceae.
AGGGUGGAAUUGCUUGUAUACCUCUGGAUUGGCACUUACACCACGUUUUUACAGCAUAUCCCAUCAUGACCUACAAUCGCGUAGGAGUGGUGACAGGCGCCAAUAAGGGAAUCGGGCUUGCCAUUGUCCGACAGCUAGCGCUGCAGUACCCCAAGUCACCCCUCAACAGUGGCUCCUUCCUGAUAUACCUCACUGCUCGCGAUCGGGGCCGAGGCGAAGCCGCUUUAGAGGACCUUCGCAAUGAUGCCCAGCUCAAGCAAGCACAGGCUUUGAAGAGUGAUAGCGGCCAAACUGAGAUUCAGUAUCAUCAGUUAGAUAUAACCGACCAGAAGAGUCUGGAAACUUUUGCAGCUCACAUCAAGCAAAUGCACGGGGAUGGCAUCGACUUCAUCAUCAACAACGCUGGAAUCGCCAUGAAUGGCUUUAAUGCCGAGCUCGCGAAAAUCACCUUGGGCUGUAACUACUACAACACCAUGGAAGUGUGCCAUACAUUUGUGCCGCUUCUCAAGCCACAAGGAAGAAUUGUCAAUCUGGCGAGCAUGGCUGGCCAUCUCAGCAAGUAUUCUGACGACGUCCGGAAGCGAUUCCUCGCGGCCAAGACAGAGGGCGAUAUCAGUGGCAUCAUGAAGGACUUCAUAUCAGCUGUGGAAGCUGGUAACGAGAAGGAGGCGGGGUAUCCAAGCGCCGCAUACGCUGUUUCGAAGGCUGGGUUGAUUGGCGCCUCCAAGGCGCUUUCUCGAGCUGAACAGGAAAAGGGUAGUAAGAUCCUAGUGAACGCCUGCUGCCCAGGCUACGUGAACACCGACAUGACCAAGGGCAAUGGAACCAAAUCGCCUGAUGAGGGCGCUCAGACCCCGGUGCUACUCGCAUUGGCUGACAUCAAGGGGGCGACAGGAGAAUUCUGGCAAAAUGAGAAACCUAUUGAGUGGUAGGUAUGUAGGAAACAAUAUCACAAACAGCAGUGUUCGAUAUGCCUGUAUAUG